AUGCCGCCGCACGUGCCGGCCGCAUCAAGUGCGAUAAUUUCAAUUGCACUAAGUGAGGAACCUUUUAGGAGAGCGAAUGCAGCGCGUGCGGCGUGGGAUGCGGCGGCUACGUGCUGGGCCGUUCCAUCAUCGCUCCCGGGACCAGCUAAUUCGCAGUUCUUUCCAUCAUCGCCUCAUCGCAUCCUCAAACAUGUUUUUCGCGAUUAUCCGCCAUUGUUCUCUGAUCGGAUGCCGCCGCGCUCGACCUACCUUCGCAAGGGGUGGGGUACAGUUGUGGGGUGCUGCCCCAGCUACAAGCUCUCCGAGGGCUCAAUAGCAUACAUGUUUUGCAAGAAUAACAUGUAUAAUAACAUUCUUUUAUCAGACAAGUUCGCGAUUGUUUUUUAA
Molecule: messenger RNA, 387 nt
Organism: Nezara viridula (southern green stink bug)
Lineage: Eukaryota; Metazoa; Arthropoda; Insecta; Hemiptera; Pentatomidae
Source: the annotation of a GenBank genome assembly